Messenger RNA from Corylus avellana, 1080 nucleotides. RefSeq names its product Plant invertase/pectin methylesterase inhibitor superfamily protein. Gene Ontology annotation, biological process: negative regulation of catalytic activity. Gene Ontology annotation, molecular function: enzyme inhibitor activity. Lineage: Eukaryota; Viridiplantae; Streptophyta; Magnoliopsida; Fagales; Betulaceae. The record is from RefSeq and is a predicted model, not a curated record.
CUCCCUUAACCCCCUCAUUUUUGUAUAUCUAAACUUGCUUGGCAAUUCCUUCCUAACAACUCUGAAACACCAAAAACGAAAGAAACAGGGGGCAUGGAUCCCAUCAACGUCUUCAAAGGUUACGGCAAAGUGGAGAACCUUGAAGAUCAAUCCCAACCCCGAAACACAAACGCUUCCAUCGCCAGAACUCGAAAGCCCCUCAUCACCACCGUCGCAAUCUUUUCCAUCCUCCUUUUGACUCUAACCAUCGGUUUCCUGCUCGGGGCGCUGAUUCACGAGGUAGAAACCGAGCCACCGGAGUCCCCGUCGCUCUCUUCCAACUCGGCCGACUCGCUCAAGACCGUGUGCAACGUUACCCGGUACCCCGAAUCGUGCUUCUCCAGCAUUUCCAACCUCACCUCCCCAAAACCCACCGACCCAGAAGCCAUUUUCAAGCUCUCUCUCGGAGUCUCCAUCGCCGAGCUCACGAAAUUCAAGACCACGGUCUCGAAUUCGAACGAGGCUGCUUUGCGCGACUGCCAGACCCAGAUAGAGGACGCGCUGGGUCGACUCGGUGACUCGGUGGCGGCGAUGGAGGUGGGCCCGGGAGAGGAGAAGGUGUUGACGGAGGCCAAGAUCAGCGAUCUGCAGACGUGGAUCAGCGCUGCGAUGACGGACCAGGAGACGUGCUUGGAUGGGUUGGAGGAGAUGAAGUCAACUGCUGUGGAUGAGGUCAGGACCAAGAUGCAGAUGUCUAGGGAGUACACCAGUAAUUGCUUGGCAAUAUUGGCUAAUAUCCACACCCUUCUUGACAAACUCCAUAUGUCCCCACUUCACUGAUUUUUUCUUCAAAGAAAACCACCUGAAAUCUUGCUCCCAUAAUUUGUGAUCUUAAUUUGUGUUUUUUUUUUUUUUUUUUGACUUGUUUCUGAUGUUUAUUUGUCAUCUUGUACGCACUGUUAAAUUGGUAAUGCAUGUAUAGAGAUAGAGAUAUUAGGGGCACAUCCCUAUCUUGUAAAAUUUACAAUAGUAAUUGUUUAUUGGAUAGAAAUUUCUUGUUUUUGUCAAAAUGCAUUACAAAUGUAGUAGUGAUUUAGUCUC